Molecule: messenger RNA, 5532 nt
Organism: Xenopus tropicalis (tropical clawed frog)
Lineage: Eukaryota; Metazoa; Chordata; Amphibia; Anura; Pipidae
Gene: saxo6
Product: stabilizer of axonemal microtubules 6
Exons: 15
Coding region: 204-2420 (738 amino acids)
Biological process (GO): negative regulation of centriole replication
Cellular component (GO): nucleus; centriole
Molecular function (GO): microtubule binding
Source: RefSeq, a predicted model, not a curated record
GGCUACCAUCCGCCAUUUGAUUGGUGGAAUAGCUGUCACGGCCGUUACUGCGCGCAUGCGUAAUCCACGGGGACGCUCGAAUGUUGCUUUGCCCUGGUAACUGGCUCUGUUUACAUGGCACCGCUGUGCUUGACCGUAGUGUUCAAUUCACACACACACACUGACAGUGGAUCAGCGGCGAUACACCUGGGGAAGACGCUACCAUGCCGGUACAGUUCAAGGGUUUGUCGGAGUAUGACCGAAAUUACACAUGGAAAAACCACGAAGACUUAGAGCAGGAACCCACUUGCUCAAGAUGGGCAGGCCUUCGAUCAGAUGAACUUGGUAUUUCUAAAGAACCCCGAUUCCCUUCAAAACGUCGAGUUCCAUAUUACAAGGCACAAAUUUCUAAAUCAUUCCAAUGGAAGGAGCCAAGAGACAACGGAUAUAAUAUAUCUGAAUCUAUAAUGGAGGAACCUGUACAGUUAAGACUUGAUCUGGACAGAGAAUCUUUGGCUGAAGAGAAAUUACAUACACCAGAUGCACCACGGUUAUCAGAAAAGGCAAACGAUUAUGCCGUGUCUAGUAAAAUGGUUAAAGAUGUUGGAUCUACAGUAAAAAAAACAGCAAUAGAAGCUCCUGAAGAUAACAGAGAAACAGUAGCUCCCUCAAAAAAAGUAAAUUCCCAGGCAAAAGCCAAUGGGGUUCACAGAGUUCUGAAGAAGAAAGCUGGGUUGAGCACAGCUCCUUUACAGCAUCCACUUAAGAUGUCGGAGUACAGAAGGCAGUUUGAAAGAAAGACUCCUACAGAAAACUCUCCGAUGCUUGCUGCAGAACAGGUUAUAUACAACAAGAACAAAUCAAUCCCACCAUUUAAUGUGGAUGCACUUAAGACAGAGACUGAAUACAAAAGCCGGUUUAAAGGGUCUCCACCUGCUAAAGGUCCAGUGUUGAGGAAGGAUUGGGAAGAAAAACAUGUACCUAAAUAUGAACCAGAGGACCCCUCCAUUAAGAGAAAGGAAAAAAGGAUACAAAUAAAUGAGGCAAUAUGCAGCCCUCCAAAGAAUGACAAAUCCGAAACAGAAGCAAAGCAAAGGAUCCAUGCUAGGAAACAUAAAGAAAAAGUUAUUCAGCAACUUAAGCAUUCUUCCAAAAGCUGCAGGAGAAUUAAAUCAGAGUAUACUUCAAACUUUUUAUCACCAUCUGAAUAUUUAUACAAAGAUGGAGCUUGGGUGAGGGCAAAGAAACAAAUGCAUGAGCAGGAUUCUCAUCUCCCUCUAGGCGCCCUGUGGGUUGCAGAGAUAAAUGAAUUACGAGAGAAGGCUGACUAUUACAGACGUCGUGAACAGGGAACUCACUUCUCCCGGAAUCACUUGAAUCAGAUACUUUCUGUAAACAAUAAAUUCUGGGAUGUGUCUUCGAAUUCUAGCAGCGAGGAGCAAGUGAGCCACAAUAUAAAAGCUCUAGAUCUGGCUGGAUUUCAGGCGCAUUCGAAGAAGGAAAAUGUGCACAAAUCCUCCAUAGAAGAGAAUGAAGAUACUGGGACUCUGGGGAUUUCUGAUGUUCCCACUGUCCCAGUUAGAAGAAGGCUUGUUUGGGAUGAAAAUAACAAUUCAGAACUGGCACAAGAAAGAGCAGCACUGACAGUGGAGGAUAAAAAUGUGGAAACAACAGAUGCUGACGUGGUAGAGGAUGCAGAGGAGAUGCAUGCUAUUAGUGAAGAAGUGAAAAGGCCUGAUAGACUGCAUAGUACAACAACAAAUCCUUCAGUGGAUGGGCUAGAAUGCAUCUCAUUGCCUUCAGAGGAAGGUGGCCGUUUACCCACUCCAAAACUGAAAGAAUUUGGAUUAUCACAGAGGACUCAUCAUGAUCGCACCACACCAUCCACAGGAGGGGCUCUUUUAGUUUCUCCAAUGAAAGAACAUUUACACACACCUGAAGAUAAGAAAAAAGGUUACUUUGUUAGUAGCACACCUCCAAAGAAAGCUGUCUGCAAGAAGGACAUCAAAACCAAGCUCAUCAAGGAUAAAGAACUAACUGGCACACCUAACACAUCACCACCUGUUGCUGGUAUUAGAACAGUAGAUCCGCUACCUCUAAGGGAGGAUCCAUGGCCAAUUGCAUACAUUUCAAAUACUUCUUCUCCUCCAAGAGUAACUGUUCCAGCAAGCAAAUCCCCUGAGCCAAGAGCAUAUGUGUCCAUGUCACCACUUUGGAACACGUCAUGUCGAAUACAAGGAGCACUUAGGGAUCCAGAGUUUCAGCACAAUGGGAACUUUGGCUCUCCUGGCCUCCAUAGAACAGCAUACUCUGAUGACUGUAGUAUUGACGAUGACAGACUUUCCCAAAUCUCUGAAAGGUCUGCAGCUACAGGUUCUUUGGCUUCCCAGGUCCUGGAGCGUGCACAAAGAAGAAAAGAAGAUUUCUGGGGCAAGAAAUGAAAUAUUUUUUAUUGAGUUGUAAUAAUGUAUGUACACUCUGUAUUUUUUCAGAUACUGCUGUGUUACAAAAUUAAUAUAAAUAGAAUUUCCUCCAUUUUUGUUUUUUCUAAUUUCUGUUUUGUUCCUUUCUCUUUUAAUGUUGUGAACUUUUUCAUUUGAUUGUAUUAAUGUUGGUUAGAUAAGCACAGGUAUAGGAUGUUAUUCAGAAUGCUCAAGAGCUGGUGUUUUCUGAUAAGGUAUCUUUCUAUAAUUUGGGUUGCCAUACCUUUAGUCUAAUCAUUCAAACAUUAAAUAACCCCAAUAGGAUUGUUUUGCCACCAAUAUGGAUACAUGUAGUUAAGUUAGGAUCAAAUACAAUGCACUAUAUUGCAUUAUUGCAAAAAAAAUAGAAAAUAAUUUUUAUAAAUUAGAACUAUAACUAUCUGCUAAAUAUGGACUCUAUAAGGGAUGGCCUUCCCGUAACUUCCAGAUAAGGGAUCCCAUACCUGUGCAAUAUGAAUCAAAAAGUGUUUGUCGUGCAGAUAAAAGGAACACUGCUAGAAAGAUCAAGUUUCAUGCCAGACUGUUUUUCCAGCAUGUCUGUCUCUACCAUCUCAAACUUAAUUGAGCAGGAUAUGCCCACUAGACCCAGUAUUGGCACUUUCCAACAGGGAGGUGCUAUAGUAAAGGUUUAAGGCUCAAGUGAGCAUUUCAUGCUGAAAAUGGUCAGUAAUGGUGCUUUUAUUGAAGUGAAUAGGAGGUUCAGGGGCUGAAAUACACUGGGAGGGAUUACACCCUAUUAAAAAGACUAAAUAGUUUCCUAGAAUGAAUAUAAGGGCACAAUAUUAACUGUAUCUCUGAUUGUAUAUAUUUUAUAGCAAAAAGUGUUGUUGUCAAAAAAUAAGAUAAGUAAGUGUAACCCUUUAAAGGCAAACAGCAGUAAUCUCCUAACCACUGCUCAUUUGUUACCUGUCCCAAUCAUAUAGUCACAUACUCCCUAUGUGCAUGAAAUGUACCCUACCUCAUACAGAACACUCUAACACGCUUAUAGCAUUUCAAGUCCAGCAUGCCACAUGAUCAUAUGGUUGGGAAGAUCUUAGAUAUUUUACAUGUGCAGUCAGCACUUGACAGUGAAGAUCACUAUUGUAAGGAAUCUCAGACAGUACGAUGGUGGCUGCAAAGGUUUAUGUGGAAGGCUACUUUGGUUGGAUGGUUUUAGGAACGCAACAAAUCCAGAAUUCGAUUCAGGAUUUGGCCAAGAUUCUGCCCUUUUCAUUAGGAUUCGGAUCCAGUCAAAUCCACAUGUCUGGCCGAACUGAAUACUUAAAAUCACGUGACUAUUUGUAAUAUAAACACAAAAGUGUUUUUGUCACAUAAACCCGGUUCUCUUUAUCUGUGGCCUUAUUUCCAUAUGCAAAUUCGGAUUUGGUUCAGUAUUUGGCUGAAUCUUUCACAAAGGAUUCGCGGUUCGGCAAGAUCCCAAAAUAGUGUAUUUGGUGCAUCCCUAAAUGAUUAUUUCAUGUAACAAUUUAAUAAGGAAAAAUACAUUUACCAAUGACACUCUUAACUAUUGACUGCUGUGAAAAUGUCUUUGCAGUCCUGACUGGCUUUUCUUCCUCUUUAAAUGGCUGCAUCAUUUCCUAGAUGAAACUGAGAGCAGAAACUUAGCACAGUAAAUAAGCUAGCCAUUUUGACAUCAGUGUCAACUGUUCCUAAUUUAUUACAAAAGUAAAAUAACUUUGUAGAUCUAUUAAAAAGGCAGUAGCUAGGGACUUUGUAGCUGAUUUGUGAGAUAGAAGAAUAAUUAGUGCACUUAAUGGUGUUUCGGCAAGCACAGCUGCUUGAAAUGGGCAAACUUAACAAAAUAAAUAAGGAACAUUUUUGUUCCCUAUAUGGCUGAACAUAGCAUAAACAGUAAGUGAAGCAAAUACAGCACUGUAUUGCCAUAAAGAGUAAUUAUGUUAUGAUAAAUAAGCACCAUAAUAUAUUACUAUAAUACAUAAGAGCCAUGAAUAUCCUGUAAAUGAUAUCCUUAUAAAUGGUACAUGGUGAUGUCAUUGCUUUUAAUCAGUGCUUAGUGAUGUCAUUUCUGUCACAUGGCUAACUGAAACUUGUGUAUUGUAAUAAAUAAUGUACUGCUGUUUUAAAAUCUGAGGAUAUUAGAAGUCACCUCGGAGCUUAUAGUAUUAUAUAAGUGCUUACAGAACACCUUGGUCACUUAUAAUAUCCUUGUAUUUUCCAAUAGGGGGUACAUGUUUUACUACAUAAAAUAUAUAGGGAAGGAAAUAGGUUGACCCUUUCCAGUGUACACUAUUCAAGCUGUUUAACCAUGUUGUGUGGUAAUUAAAAUAAUUCUUCUAACAAUGAACCCCCCUAACUGUUUCUAGAAUUUAAAGCAUUAUCACCUUUUAGCAAAAGGCCAUUUGGUCAACACUCAAAUUGAAUACAAAAAGAACAAGAGAGCUUAUUAUUAGGUUGCAAUUGUGUUCAUGUAAAAUAAAAUAUAAUAUCAUUUAAUUAUUCUACAGUUCAUACUUCUACUUAUAAAAAGAUGAAGUUGGUUAAAAAAAAAAAAAAAUCUAGGCUUACUGAAAGGAAACUUAGUACUGAACAACAUGCUAAGAAGGAAGAUUUACUUGUAAAUAUGUACCUGUGCCUAGAAAACAGGAUUGCUAACCUUGUCUGCUCUAACCAUACCAGCCCACAAGAGAAAAUGAAACUACCUUAAACUAUCCUCUUUAUAUGAAUGCGGUCAGUUUGAAGAGAAAAGCAGUCGUGUGGCAGGUUUUGCUGACAGUACUUGGUAAAAUUCCCAUGAUGACAUUUUAAAGUGAUUUAUUGCAUCAGUUGCGUAAACCUUUCUGAUAGUUUGCUCUGUAGAAUCACAUUCUGGCUGCUGAAUUUCCAAAGUGCAUUGCUUUCAGCUAAAAUGCUGGAACUUUUAUGCCAGCAAAUAUUAAUAUCUUGCAAUAUUCCUUUAAUGUGAAUUAGGUGUCUGCAAGGAUAUCAGGGAAAUGAAUCGCUGUAAUGCCAACAAAGCUAUUUCAACUUUUUAUAUAUUAUUCUUUCAUGUGACUUUUCAGAUGUAUUAUUUUUGUGAGUUUUGUACUUAAAAUAAAUGCUUUGUUUUCCA